CAAAUCCCACCUGCUUCGCCUGAAAUCCCUCUCUCUCCCCCCCGUCUCUGCAAAUGCUGCUGGUGGGUCAGUCUCAGGUCGUCUCUAAGUCCUUCCCUCUACUUCCGCCGCUGUUGCCGGCUUCUCCGGUGUCAUGUUCUCUUCGUUUCUCUUCUCCGGCGCGAAGCAGUAACCUCGCUCUCUUAUUUUCCUCUGCUAGCUUUAGCCGUGGCCGAAUCCCCUUGUCGAUGGCCCCGAAGUCGAAAAGUCCCGACCUUAUCGGCGCCGUCUCAUCGGCACUCGGCGGAACCGAUCUUGAUCUCUUUGCUGAAGUCGGAAAUUUGCUCGCCGACGCCGCCGGUGAGGUUAUCAGAAAGUAUUUCCGGAAGAAGUUCGACAUUGUCGACAAAGAUGAUAUGAGUCCAGUCACUAUCGCAGAUCAAAUGGCUGAAGAGGCAAUGGCGUCAAUCAUAUUGCAGAAUUUUCCUUCUCAUGCCAUUUAUGGAGAGGAAAAGGGUUGGAGGUGCAAAGAGGAAUCUGCAGACUAUGUCUGGGUUUUGGAUCCAAUUGAUGGAACAAAGAGCUUUAUCACAGGGAAACCUUUGUUUGGUACUUUGAUCUCUCUGCUGUACAAAGGUAAACCGAUUCUUGGUAUAAUUGAUCAGCCUAUUCUAAAAGAAAGAUGGGUCGGAAUAAGCGGAAGAAUAACUAAGUUGAACGGUGAAGAGGUCUCAACCCGAUCUUGUGAUAAAUUAUCACAAGCAUAUUUGUACACCACUAGCCCACAUCUUUUCAAUGGAGAGGCAGAAAAAGCAUUUGCUCGCGUUAGAGAUAAGGUGAAGGUGCCGUUAUAUGGAUGUGAUUGUUACGCUUAUGCUCUUCUGGCUUCUGGUUAUGUUGAUCUCGUGAUUGAAUCUGGCUUAAAGCCAUACGAUUUCCUGGCUCUGGUACCCGUAAUAGAAGGCUCUGGAGGUACCAUAACCGAUUGGAGCGGGAAUGCACUUUUGUGGGAAGCUUCAUCUCGUUCUCGAGCUACAAGCUUUAACGUAGCGGCUGCAGGAGAUGCAAAGACUCAUCAGCAAGCUUUAGAAUCACUGGAAUGGAGGUGAAAAGCCUUUGUUAGACCAAAAGUUAACUGGGCCGGUUUUUUUGUUUCAGCUGUUACAAUUACUCGUCUAUUUAUCUUAGCUUGGAAAAGAGUUUAUGGGUUGAGCCUAAUAAAUGGUUAUUAGCUUCCAUUAAGAACACUUCUUGCCUGUUCAGUAGAAAACAUAAACUUGUGUGGAUCUGGGUUGGGUACAUCAAUGCUGUCAAAAUCUACUUUCAGUGAUGAUGAUGAUGAUGAUGAUG
Molecule: messenger RNA, 1329 nt
Organism: Tarenaya hassleriana
Lineage: Eukaryota; Viridiplantae; Streptophyta; Magnoliopsida; Brassicales; Cleomaceae
Product: bifunctional phosphatase IMPL2, chloroplastic
Exons: 9
Coding region: 54-1088 (344 amino acids)
Biological process (GO): L-histidine biosynthetic process
Molecular function (GO): histidinol-phosphatase activity
Source: RefSeq, a predicted model, not a curated record